Molecule: messenger RNA, 2904 nt
Organism: Scleropages formosus (Asian bonytongue)
Lineage: Eukaryota; Metazoa; Chordata; Actinopteri; Osteoglossiformes; Osteoglossidae
Gene: agfg1a
Product: ArfGAP with FG repeats 1a
Exons: 13
Coding region: 239-1933 (564 amino acids)
Biological process (GO): spermatid nucleus differentiation; acrosome assembly; intermediate filament organization
Cellular component (GO): cytoplasm; membrane; cytoplasmic vesicle
Molecular function (GO): GTPase activator activity
Source: RefSeq, a predicted model, not a curated record
CCUCGCACGUCUCCCCUCUUGCCCGCCUCGGUGCGACUCGUUGUUCGUGGAAACUGGAAACCACUGUCAGUUCCGGUUAGACUUACUUCUCAUCCAGCUGCCUCGCUCCGCUCCGUCUCUUCCUCCGUCCCUUCUCGGCGUUCGGAAUCCGUCACUCGAAGCUGCUGGGAUUUUUCAUCCCCCACCCCUUCCGUCCGCGGUGCUUGUUAGGCUCUCUCCUACAGUCCCGGCCCCGGCAAUGGCGGCGAACGCGAAGAGAAAACAGGAGGAGAAGCACCUGAAGAUGCUGCGGGAAAUGACGAGCCUGCCGCCCAACAGAAAGUGCUUCGACUGCGACCAGCGCGGCCCGACCUACGCCAACAUGACGGUGGGCUCCUUCGUGUGCACCUCCUGCUCGGGCAUUUUACGAGGACUAAACCCUCCCCACAGGGUGAAGUCCAUUUCCAUGACAACCUUCACGCAGCAAGAAAUUGAGUUCCUUCAGAAACAUGGCAAUGAGGUGUGUAAGCAGAUAUGGCUGGGCCUCUACGACGACAGGACCUCUGCAGUUCCAGACUUCCGUGAACCACAAAAAGUCAAAGAGUUCCUCCAAGAAAAAUAUGAGAAGAAAAGAUGGUUUGUUCCCCCCGAUCAGGCCAAGGUGGUGGCCUCCGUGCACGCCUCCAUCUCUGGUUCCUCAGCCAGCAGCACCAGCAGCACCCCUGAGGUCCGUCCGCUCAAGUCUCUGCUUGGGGACUCUGCCCCCACCCUGCACCUCAACAAGACCACACCUAGUCAGUCCCCCGUGGUAGGCCGUACACAGCAACAGCAGAUGGGUCAGCAGUUCCAGGAGAAGAAGUUUGACCUCCUCACUGACCUGGGCGGAGACAUCUUUGCCGCUCCACCCACUCAAACUGCUGCCUCGGCCAACUUUGCCAAUUUUGCACAUUUCAACAGCCAUCCAGCGCAGACUGCUGCUAAUGCUGAAUUUGCAAACUUUGACGCGUUUGGAAAUGCCGGCCCAGCGGCUCAGUUCCCCUCCACACAACAGGCUACUUUCCAGGCCUCACACGCAGGUAGCAGCUCUGGAUUAGCUAAUGCCAGUUUUGCAAAUUUUGACAACUUCCCCAAAUCCUGUAGCGCUGACUUUGGAUCCUUCAGUUCCUCCCAGAGUAACUCCACAGGAGGUCCCAAAGCGACUGUAGACAGCACUAGCGUCCCAGCUGAUAGAUACGCAGCUCUGGCUGACCUGGAUAACAUCUUUAGCUCUGCCAAACCUGAGCAAGGGACAGGUAUUCUUAGCGGGGCAAGUUCUGCCCCAGCAUCGGCGGGGGUGGUGUCAACCCAGUCCCAGCCUGCUGGGCAUGGGGGAGACCGCUAUGCUGCGCUGGCCGAGCUGGACAAUGUCUUCAGCUCCUCGGCGCCCACUAGCAGCGUGUACAGCACAAGCAGCUCCACCACAGGUGUGUUUGGCACAGUGGCGGGUGCCACACCAGCCCAGGUGCAGCAAGUGAUACCCAGCAUGCCCCAAGGAUUUGGAGUGGCUCCAUCGACAAACCCCUUUGUUGCGGCUGCUGUUGCCCCGGCGACUGCCCCAACCAAUCCGUUCCAGACCAACGGGAGAGCAGCAGCUGUGGCUGCAGCAGCCUCAUUCGGCACGGGCUCCAUGAGCAUGCCAGCUGGAUUUGGGAAUGCUACUGCCUACAACCUCCCCACCAGCUUCAGCGGGACCUUCCAGCAGCCCUUCCCUGGACAGGCGCCCUUCCCCCAGCCUUCAGCUUACCCCCAGCAGCCCAACGGUGCAGGGUUCCCAGCUUUCGGACAGGCCAAGCCCGUAGGGACCCCCUUUGGUCAAGCGAUGUCAGGACCUGGAGUGUCUAGUAACCCCUUUCUGGCUGGAGCCUCGGCAGGACAGUUCCCCACAGGUGGCUCCUCCACAAAUCCUUUCUUAUAGCGCACUUUCCUCGGUUGCCACUCGGAGGUGACAAGUUCCCCACACACCUCUUGCACUGUUUGGUUUCACAAGUAGCUUUAAAACACAAGUUUCUAAAACUGCUAUUUUGUAUUGAGUUUUAAAAGUGACAGCGCUGAUGACAUCAAUGGAAAGACAAGUAAAACAAGGUAACGACGUGCAGAAGGGUGGUCUCUCCACAACUUGUAUUUAACCUGUGAACUGGCCUGACACCCACAGAGCCGAUUGUAUAUUAAAACUGGCUGAUACUAAGUUAUUGCAAAUACCCCAUUCAUUUAUGCUGCAAUUCUGUACAUAUUUUUCUUAGAAAAUUAGCUCUUUGUGCAUAUCAGUAUUUGUAUCUAACGUGUAUGUAACAGGGAAAUUGGCAAUGGGCUGCAGAGUUACUUUAUUUGUGAAUAAUGAAAAUCAAAAACUUAAGUAUCACUAGCUAUAUAUUGCUAAGAGGAGGAAGAAGUUCUAUUACAUUCAAAAAAGGAAAAACUUCUUUAUGUGCCCUGAGGGCCCCAGCUCUAGAUAGGUGGCAGGGCUCACAUGGUUCCUACUUUCACGCUCACCUGUCCAGCUCCUCAGGUGCUCAGUCAACAUUACAGACUAAGACCACUUAUGUUGGGUGUUAAAGCAUUUAAGUUAAUGUGUAUAUAUAUAUUAAAAUGGAUUUUAACUAAAUGAUUCAUUCUUUAGUAUUUCUGUACAAUUCAUUUUCACGUGUUGAAACAUUUUGUAAAAAAAGGGAAAAAAGAAAAACAAGGGUUUAUAAAGAGCUUCUACUCAACCGUGAUCACCCUGCACAUUUUGGGGUGGGGGGAAACGAGUUUAGACCUGAGGAGUGAUGCCAACAGGAGGAUGAACAGCCUCGCAGAAUUUGAAAUAUAUUUCUAGUUCUGUUGUAACUGCAUUUUCAUCUGCCUUGUAAUUAGUUAAUGAUAAUAAAGUCAAAUCAAAUCAUGUUU